Molecule: messenger RNA, 3389 nt
Organism: Dunckerocampus dactyliophorus (ringed pipefish)
Lineage: Eukaryota; Metazoa; Chordata; Actinopteri; Syngnathiformes; Syngnathidae
Gene: nek10
Product: NIMA-related kinase 10
Exons: 29
Coding region: 170-3061 (963 amino acids)
Biological process (GO): protein phosphorylation
Molecular function (GO): protein kinase activity; protein binding; ATP binding
Source: RefSeq, a predicted model, not a curated record
AGUCAUUCUCCUGCGUCGUUUUAUUCCUCAUGACAGCGCGUCUUCUUUGUCCGACGAAGCACAUUUGAUACUUUCAGGAAAUUAUGUAACGUUAACAUUUUUUAGAUGAACUUUGUGAUCAUGGACGAAGGCUGAUCCACAGGUGACUCAUGGCAGCAAAAGGUUAAAAAUGUCCAAGCAAGUCAAAAAAGUCAGACGAGGAGAGAAACAACACCAGAAACCCACAGGAAUCUAUACAGAGCCAUCAUGUGACCUCAGGCGGCUCCAGGCCCUCCUAGCCAAAAGCAGCCCCAAACGAGAGGUGUUGAGUCACAGUAAAGCAGGAAGCAGCAGAUUCCUCAGCCCGCACCCUCCAAGAGACAGCUGCAGCGAGGCCUUUGAGUUGGAAAGAUUUAGCAUGACUUACAGAGAGCAGAGAUGUUUUAGCAGCCACCCGCUACAUAAACUCUUCUCUGACAUCCUCGCCUCUCUGUUGAAGAACCGCCUCUGCAGUGAAUGGAUCGACAUGGCGCCGCCCGAGUCGGUCCUCAGAGUUCUGCUUUGCCUGCGAUUGCUGAUCAGAGACCCUCAGCAUCAGAAAAUUUUCCAUCGUCUUCAAGGUGUCGGUUCACUUGCCAGGUACAUGAGCUGUGUGGCCGACACAUACUUGGCAUGUGGCGAGCAAGCGCCGGCUGCACAGUCGCUGGUCGCCAUGACCUACACCUUCCAGAAGCUAUCAGCAGCUGAGAACCAAAGGGUCUGGGUCAUCGAGAGCGGCGCUCACAUGACGCUGGUGAAGCUGCUGUCCACGACUGAUAGCAGCGUGCUGCUGGGAGCCCUCAUGGCGCUCUCCACCUUGGCUGAGAGUCCGCAGUGCAGGGACGAGAUCGGGGAGCUGGCGAUCGCUGAGAACCUUCUUGUCAUCCUGCAGGAAUACGACCUGCUGUCUAAGAGGAUGGCUGCAGAGCUGCUGAGGCGUCUCUCCCCAGUCCAGCAUGUCAGAGAUGAGCUGACAGAGCUGGAGGGGCUGCCGGUGCUGCUCAGCCUGCUGCACACUCAGCACCUCAAGCUGCUAUGGAGUGUGGCCUGGAUCCUGGUGCAGCUCUGCCAGGACCCCGACACCAGGACCGAGAUACGAAGCUGGGGGGGUGUGCAACCUCUGCUCCGGCUGCUCAGCAGCAACAGACGGUUUGUCUGCAACCGCUUGUCCAUCGAGAAGCCGUCGAGCGGCAACGCCGCUGACCACGUCCACGCAGAACCGACAAGAGAGGAGCUCAGCCCCCAUGAGGAGGUCAAUGACAUCGUGGCUCUGCAGUCAGCCUGCUGCACAGCUCUGACUGAGCUCAGCCUGGAUGACUGGUGUGCUCAUCACAUAGUGCAGGAAAAUGGAAUCUAUAUCCUGGCAAAACUGAUUUUACCACAAAGCUCUGGUCCAAAGGUGUCGUCUUUACAGUGCUACGCAUUCCGGGCCCUGCGCUUUCUCUUCAGUGUGGAGAGGAACAGACAUCGUUUUAAGAGGCUCUUUCCGACUGACCUUUUUGAGGUUUUUAUUGAUGUGGGUCAUUAUGUGCGGGACCUCCAGGCCUACGAGGGUCUUCAACUCAAACUUUCUGAAUAUUCUGAGGAAGAGCUGCAGAGCUUGAGAGAGAGCAUCACGGCCGUGGACCAGAACCGGCCCACGCUCAAAGUGAUCAACGGCUACGCCAUACUGGACCAUCUCGGCACAGGUGCCUUCGGAAGCGUCUUCAAGGUGCGGAAGCAGAGCGGUCAAAAUCUUCUGGCUCUGAAGGAGGUCAACCUACACAACCCGGCUUUCGGCAAAGACAAGAAGUCCAGAGACACCAACGUGGAGAAGAUCAUCUCGGAGCUGGCCAUUAUUAAAGAACAGAUGGCCCACCCAAAUAUUGUCAAGUACUACAAGACCUUCCUUGAAGAUGACAAGCUGUACAUCGUGAUGGAGCUGAUUGAGGGGGUUCCUCUGCUGGAGCGUUGCAACUCCCUGAAAGAGAAGCAGCAGAACUUCGGCGAGAACCAAAUUUGGAACAUCUUCAUCCAGAUGUGCUUGGCGCUGAGGUAUCUUCACAAGGAGAAACGGAUAGUCCACCGCGACCUGACACCCAACAACAUCAUGCUGGGCGAGAAGGACAAAGUCACCAUCACCGACUUUGGCCUGGCCAAACAGAAGCAGGAGAACAGCAAGCUGACCUCGGUGGUCGGCACCAUCUUGUACUCUUGUCCAGAGGUGGUGAAGAAUGAGCCGUACGGAGAGAAGGCAGACAUCUGGGCUUUGGGCUGCAUCGUCUAUCAGAUGGCCACCUUAGAGCCGCCCUUCUACAGCACCAACAUGUUGUCACUGGCCAGCAAGAUUGUUGAAGCAGUUUAUGAGCCGCUCGAAGAAGGAAGCUACUCUGGCAGGCUGCAGGACAUGAUCACAUGGUGUUUGAGUCCAGACCCAGACCAGCGGCCGGACAUUGUGGCGGUGAGCUCAAGGAUCUCGGACCUGAUGAUGCGGCUGAUGGACAGUCUCUACGCCUCCCAGAAUGCGCUGGAAAGGAGAGCCAAGAGGGACAGGAAGCGAGCACAGAGGUACUUCCUGGACAGGCACAAGAACUGCCCUUCAGUCCUGCCUCAGAAAGAAGCCUUCAUGACAGCUGAGCUUCCAGUGGUUUACUUUCCUGCCAGCUGCAGUCCAAACCAGAUUGAAGACCGUCUCAGUCUAGAUGAUGAGGAUGUGGAGACGGUCGUGGCCAGGAACGCUAAAGGAGACCUCCACGUCUCUCCAACGUGUCCCGGGUCUUCCCCGAUGCCUCCUCCCGGUCAGACGUGCCCUGAAAACCUCCCCAGGGGGGCGUCCAGGAGCCAUCCUAGCCAGAUACCGGGGCCACCUCAUCUGGCUCGUCUCAAUGCGGAGGAGCAGCGCUUCUACUCCAAGUUUCUCGCAGUGACAGUGCUUCUCACCUUAUCUCUAAGGGAGAGCCCAGCCACCAUUCGGAGAAAACUCAUUUUGGCCGCUUGUACCCGCAACCUUGUCCUUUUGGUCACUACCCAAAGCUCAUUACCACAGGUGAGGGUAGGAACGUAGAUGGGGGGGGUAAAUUGAGAGCUUUGCAUAUCGGCUGAGCUCCCUCUUCACCACAAUAGACCGAUGCAGUCCGCAUCACAGCAGACACCACACCAAUCCCAUCCCCAACCCGGAGAUGGCACUCCACCCUUUUCCGGGCGACAACCACGGAUUCAGACUGAUUUUCAUCCCAGACGCUUUUUCCCCAACCUACUUUUCCAAAAAUGGUUUUGUUUUGUUUGUUUUUCCAUGAUAUGACUUGGAAAAAAUAACUUUCAAACAAAAAAUCAGCUCUAUGUAUACUAAAAUGUCAUUAUUUUUUCCUCAUAUUUGAUUCAUUUUUUUUUAA